GGCUGCCCUUGUUCCUCCACCCACUUGUACCGUGAGCCCUCUAUAGCUUGCUUUUGUGACUCAGCGUGGCCAUAUCCAGGUGAGGUGAAAGCGAGGUCUCUAUGAAGCAGCCCCAAAGUCUCCCUCCAACAAAAACCCACCCUUUCCCCCAAUCCUUGGCUUGUCUAUCAAGUCCUUGACUUCCAAAGGACUCCACUCCCUAUCAGGGACCAGAGCAGGGAAAAGAGCCCAUAAAGCUAACAGUGGCCACUGCAUGGACUCAGCCAGAGCAGGGUCCACAGGGAAAGCAACCAGACCAUACAAGGCUUGGGUGGGAGUAGGAGGAAAGCAGGGACAAGGACUCUAAGAUUGGUCCAGAGGAAUCCAAACAGCCAGUGGAAGCAGGCUGGAGUCGUGAUGUAGAGAAAGGGGCUGCUAGUGUAGGAGACAGGGAAGGAAAGGCAUGCCACAGGCACCAAGGUAGUGAAGCCAUGAACUGUCCACAUUGCCUCCCCCAUCCUGUGGCUUCCUCUGGACUCUGGAUCGGUCAAGGCCAGACAUCUCCUGGAGGGGGAGCUGUGGUACUCUCUUUCUCCCUGCAGGGUCAGGUUAUUGAUGACCCUGCUCCUACUUCACAGACAUCAAAGGAAGGCCAGGAAAAGUGGGUUUGUCUGGUGUCAGCCUACAGGGGACACUGAAUGACCAGUGCCCACCUCACUGUUGCUCUCCUUUUCUGCAGUGGUCAAGUGCAUCCAGUCCGGGCUUCACUGGGGACUUUCUGAUCACAUAACUCCUCCUUGAGCUAGGGAUCAGUCCUUUGGAACUCCAAAGCCCUAUAGACUAAUGGUCGCUGGAACAUCUACCUUGCUUAGCCUGUCAGGUCCCUCUGAUCACAUGGCUGAAGAAAAAGCAGCUUCUUUGAGUCCUUCAGUUGACAAAAGAUGGAGACUCAUGGGACCUAAGCAGAUUCAGGCAGGACUGCUCAAGAAAGCAAGCCUCCUGGACUCUGGAGCUGCUGCAGGGAAGGGUGGCCAAGAUCGGGCCCAUUCUGAACUGAGCCUAUCAACAGCACUGGACAAGGCUGGAAUGGACAGGCCUCUGGACUACAAGGCCUGCACAGAGCAGAGGCAGGGUUCCUUCACAGAGCUGUCCAGUCUCCAGGAGAGCUCAGGCAACAUGCAAGCCCUGAAGAGGAAGCCAGAGGACCCAGAAGGCCAGCUUGGCACUCAGCCCCUACCCCAGGAUCUCCCCGGAGCCUCGGUCGAUGGCACAGAGUGCUCAAUAUGGCCGGGUGCGGCCCGGAGUGGGAAGAGAAGCGCUUUCAGGAGGCCAGCCUCGCGUCCCGUGGAGAAACCCACAUGCUCCCCCGCGUUUCCGGACAGUGGAAACGCAGAGGGCCCAUGGGAGCUCUCUGGACUCAUCACUACGGUGGAUAUCCCAUGUUGGGCUCAGCUGUCAGCUUUCAAGCUCACGGGAGAUUUCUGGAGAUUGCACAUGCUGUCCCAGAACAUUCUAUUCUGCAAUGCUUUCCACGGGGCUCCCACACCAUGGCUGGAUCACUCCCAGGUGCAAGCUUCCAUAUCUUCGACACCUUCCGCCACAGCCUGCCGGGUUCUCUUGCCACCCACACUCUCGUCCCCAGGCUUGCCCACUCAGAACUGGUGUGCAAAGUGUAACCUCGCCUUCCGUCUGACGGCUGACCUGGUCCUCCACAUGCGGUCCCACCACAAAAGGGAGCAUGGAGGCCCUGACCCACAUUCGAAGAAACGCAGAGAGGAAGUUCUCACUUGCCCCAUUUGCCAUGAGUACUUCCGGGAGCGCCACCAUCUUUCCAGACAUAUGACGUCACACAGUUAGUGGAUGGCUAAGGAGAAGCCCGAUGGCCAUAGUAUCCAGUGCUCAGUGGUGAGGCACGGGCGACUCCUGGCCUGCAUUGAGUAGGUGGUCACAGGUGUCUUCAAGGUUGUUUCCUUUGCUUCCCAGAGGUGAAUGGCUCAGUUAUAACUUGUCAGAUGUCCCCCGGCUUUUGUGAUGUGUUUUCCUGGAAAGCCAUUCAUUGAAAUGGUGAGCUUCGCUCAUGGGGUUAGGGAAUAAGGGGACCCAUGACCUGGGGUGCAGGGCUGUUCCUGGCUCUGCUCCCAUUGCUCUGCCUGGAGCACAUGGACACAACAUCUUGGCUUUUCUGACCAGCAAGCCUGAAUUCAGUCUGGGCUCUUUCACUGCUGAGCUGUGGACUUGGAUCUGUUCCUUUAACUUGCCGACCCUCAGUUCUCUUGUUUUAAAGUGGCGCAUUAACAGAAUGUCAUCUGUCUUGAGGAAGGUGUCUGGGAAGUGACCAGCUCGUUUCUUGGUAGGUUGCGAGCACUGAGCACAUGGGGCUCAUGGUCACUGCGUGCGCUGGUCAGCUACAUUACUUGUGAAAUCUCGGGUGAAUGAGGACUGUGUUUCUAUGCCACGAGCCUGCAGAAAAGCUGAGGGUGAGCCUGACGUGGUAGACAUGCUCAGGCUGCAUUCCCUGUCCCUGCUGGGUCACACAGUGAAGCUAGGAACACCUGAUGGCAGCCAAAAUGCCAGCUAGAUUCCCAGCCUCUGCCUGGGUCACAAGCGUAACCUCUGGGUCAGUGUAAAUCAAGGUCCAACGUGACCAAGUAGGAAAGUGGCCUGGCUGAAUCCACAAUAAGGGAGUGGUUAGCAAUUCACCCGUCCUGUUCUCUGGGUCUUCACAGCGUGAAUAUGUGAGGAGAGGAAAACAGAAAUACAUCACUAAUUCAGCAUGAUUUCUGGGUCCAUCUUUCCCUGUGAUCCUGAGUUGGGCAGGCAAGAGCAACUGCAGGGCACUCAGAAUGAGGUCCCCAGGGGGCACUUUAUAUUUUCAUACGUCCCCACAACACUAUGGGACAAACUUGAAAAGGUUGAUGACUUCCCCAAGGCCACCACUCUGGUGUAUCGGUGGAAGAACAAAACCCUGUGGCCGCCAGAUCUGAGUGCUGUCUUUUCCAGCAUGCUGCAUGUCUGCUUAGCUAGCAUGGUCAUGGAGUAUGGCAUGACUCAAAGAUUGGAACUUGAGUCUGGCCUAGUCUCUUCAUGUCAAGUUUCAACUUACUCUUGCUACUUGUGCACAAACAUAGACAUAUAAACACAUACAGACACAUACACAGAUACACACAGGCACACACACACAGACUUACAGAAACACACAGAGACAGACACACACAGACACAAACACAUACAGAU
Messenger RNA from Microtus oregoni (creeping vole), 3213 nucleotides. RefSeq names its product zinc finger protein 488 (gene Znf488). The coding region runs from base 823 to 1836 and encodes 337 amino acids. Gene Ontology annotation, biological process: regulation of DNA-templated transcription. The record is from RefSeq and is a predicted model, not a curated record. The transcript is spliced from 2 exons. Gene Ontology annotation, cellular component: nucleus. NCBI's taxonomy places the organism in Eukaryota, Metazoa, Chordata, Mammalia, Rodentia, Cricetidae.